Molecule: messenger RNA, 5020 nt
Organism: Sycon ciliatum
Lineage: Eukaryota; Metazoa; Porifera; Calcarea; Leucosolenida; Sycettidae
Product: ATP-binding cassette sub-family C member 4-like
Exons: 32
Coding region: 677-4762 (1361 amino acids)
Biological process (GO): transmembrane transport
Cellular component (GO): membrane
Molecular function (GO): ABC-type transporter activity; ATP binding; ATP hydrolysis activity
Source: RefSeq, a predicted model, not a curated record
UUCUUGCACAUCUACCGACUGUAGUGUAGCGGAGUGUGUGAGCGUGAACAUGAUCUUAGCACUCACACUUUCUACUAAUAGUUUCUCCAAAAUAAUUAUUAUGUUCAUGUUCGUCUGCCACGGUUUUGGCUGCAGAAUCCGAGCAGAAUGAUGACAGGGAGUGUUAGUCCGAAGACUGUCGAGUUUUGUCCCUCCGAGCCUGUACUAGCUGUCAUCAUGGUCAUGCAGUCCGUGCAAAGGGCAAAGGGAACGCUUCACUGCCUUGGCUUCAGUGCCAGUGGCUUUCCGCCCUGGCCCGGGCUAGCCAGAGCCUGGCACAGUGAGUUGGAUACCAGGAUAGGUACUAGGUGACUUUGACUGGCAGCUGGACAUGGCUGAAUGAGUAAGAUGCGACGCGUUGAAUUCAAUGCCAAUGGAUACUGUUCCUGCUUUUCACAAUGAUCACCCAGUCAAAAAUCAUCAUCUUGUACCACACGGUCCACAGGUCCUACACUACAGCGACACGAUAAUUUUUCGUUGACCGUAAGAUGCUGAAGGAUGUACCCGUCCGUACACACGGGAGUCUGCUCACAUCAACGCAGUGCGUUAGCAAGUGAGAUAGCGCCUUCUCACGUACCCUGCUGGGCCGCAUCAGUUUCUCACUGUUCUAGACUGUGACAAGGAAGGAGCUUGAGCAAUGGCCGCAGAUGAGGGUGCUGGAGAGUCGUCCAGUGAACAACUGCUGGAUUCGCCAGUGGAGAGAGCCAGCUUCUUCUCCUGGCUUCUAUUUCUGUGGAUUGGUCCGCUGAUUAACCUGGGUGCAAAACAAACCCUCGAACAGGACAACCUGCUACCAGUCGGAAAACAGGAUGCCGCUAGUGUUCUUUGUAGCAGGCUGGAGACGGAAUGGACACGGCAGCUGUCCAAAUCAAAGCCCAGUCUGCUGUAUGCCUGCGUAUCGCUGGUCGUGAGGGAGUACUUGCCCAUAGCUGCAGUUGUGCACGGAUUCAGUAUUACCAUGGGGUUUCUGCAGCCAUUCUUCUUGGGAAAGGUCAUCGACUACUUCACGGGCAAUGUGGACCGCGCAGACGCCUACCUGUACACGCUUGGUUUCGUCCUUCUUGGGAUAGUUCGCGCCCUGACGUAUCACACACUCUACUUUGUUGCACAGCGGGAAGUGGGUAUGCACCUACGUGUUUCACUGACCUCACUUGUUCACAAGAAGGUGCUACAACUACACAGCUCAUCCCUGCUGAAACUGACAACCGGUCAUAUCGUGAACUUAGUCUCAACAGAUGUACAGCGGCUGGAUGAGCUCUGUGGAUGGUUGAGCUCAGCAUGGUGGGGAAUCGUUGCCUUCAUCGUUACCAUUGUGUUGGUGUGGUAUCAGCUUGGAGUGGCCUGUUUCGCAGGCUUUGCCCUCGUCUGUGUCAAUCUUGUGUUCCAGGCCAUUUCGGCAAAGUUCACAUCCAAAUACCGGGAUCAGAUGGCAGUACUGACAGACAAGCGUAUCCGUUUCAUGAACGAGAUCCUGACGGGAGUGCAGCUGAUCAAGAUGUACGUGUGGGAAAUGCCUUUCGGUGCUGUCAUCACCCGUGUCCGAGAUGAGGAGCUUGCAGUGGUACGCAAGCGUCAAUACCUCUGGGGAUUCAAUAGCGCUAUCGGUGAAGUCGGCUUGCAUCUCAUCCUAUAUCUCAUGUUCACAACGUACGUCUAUCUGGGGAAUACCCUUACGCCACGCACGGCUUUCGUAACUCUGGCGACAAUGCAGGUCUUCAGGAAUGAGGUGCUCUAUCUGCAAGUGCGAGCCUUCACAACUUUGUCCGAGGGCCUUGUUGCCAUCUAUAGAAUACAGGAUUUUCUUUUACUGGCUGAAUCUAAGAAAGUGAGGAGACACGGCAGUCCCGUGAGUGGCACCAACCCUAACCCGCCGGUAGUAUCCGGCAAUGGCUGCACGGGAAUGGAGCUGAAGACUGGCAUGCAUGCUGACAAGGUUUCAGUACCCCACUCUCAACUGGCAGAGGAUCAGCAGCCGCUUGUGAAUGUGGUGAACUUGACGUCAUCCUGGGAAGAGGGCGAGGAAUCAUUGGAAAGUGAAAAUGGACCGUUCUCUCUACUGAAUCUCAACUUCCAUAUAUGCAAAGGAGAACUGCUCAUUGCUGUUGGAGCAGUGGGAGCCGGCAAGACGUCGUUACUAAUGUCCCUCCUUGGUGAGCUGCAUGUCAGGUCUGGACACUGUACUGUGCAAGGGGAUGUAGCCUAUGCGGCACAGCUUCCCUGGGUGUUCUCCGGCAGUGUCCAGGAUAACAUAGUCUUUGGCAGAACCUUUGACGCAGAUCGCUAUAAAUCUGUUGUGGCGGGCUGUUGUCUGGAUAAGGACUUGCAAGGUAUGCCAUAUGGUGAUCAAACGUUGGUUGGUGAGCGCGGUGUUAAACUCAGCGGAGGUCAGAAAGCAAGGAUAGGGCUGGCCAGAGCAGUAUAUCAAGAUGCUGAUGUCUAUUUACUAGAUGAUCCUCUGAGUGCAGUGGAUGCUGAGGUUGGACGCCUAAUAUUUGAGAAGUGUAUAUGUGGCAUGCUGAAGGAGAAGGCUGUGCUGCUCGUCACUCAUCAGCAACAGUACCUUAGCUCGGCUGCCAGAAUACUUGUCCUUGACCAGGGAAGAUCUCUCGGUACGUGGACAUACUCAGAAUUGUUGGCGUCAGAUCUUGGCCUUGCAAAGAGUCUAGCGAAGGACACCAGCAGAUCAGAAGGAGAGCGCAGUGCAGAAGGUGCAGGUGAUCCGUUCAGCCAAGACAGAAGUGAUGAUGAGGGCGAGGUUGCUGAAGAUCGUUCCAUUGGCUCCGUUAAGUGGGAGCAUUACUGGAAGUUCUUCAGAGCUGGAGCUAACAAGGCAACGCUUCUAUUUGCCAUUUCUAUCUUCAUCAUUGCACAAGCAUCCAUCAUCACUUCUGACUGGUGGCUAGCAAAUUGGACAUCAAAUUUCAACACAACAGUUUCAUCGCCUAUGAACUGGACCAAUGCCAGUGAAGCUGAGACAGAUAACAACACUACGAGAAAUUGCUAUUCACCUCGUACCCUUACCAAUCAGAGCGGCACAGAUAGCAUCCAGCGGCAGCUCAAGUAUAGCACUGGCUACUUUGUCGGUGUGUGGAGUGGACUGCUGGCACUAAGUGUUGCGUUGGCAACCUUCCGCAGCGUAGUCAUCAGGCAGAUUCUAGUGCGCUCGUCCAAGGCACUGCACGAGAUGAUGCUGAGCUCCAUCUUGAAAGCUCCAAUGCUCUUCUUCAACACCAACCCCAGCGGCCGCAUUCUGAAUCGGUUUGCGAAAGAUCUGAACUUGCUGGACAUUCUGCUUCCAGUUGUGUUCUAUGAGUUUCUAACCUGGUUCCUUGUGAUGUGCGGAUUUGCGACUUUCAUCUCCUACGCUAAUCCGACAACACUCAUUGCCGUCCCACCGAUGGCUGUUGCAUUCGUGUUUCUGCGCCGAAAGUACAUCCGAUCUUCCCGUGAAAUCAAGCGCCUGGAAGCCGUUGCUCGCAGUCCAGUGUUCUCUCAAUUCUCAUCGUCACUGCAAGGUCUGACAACAAUCAGAGCUGCCGGUGCACAGGACCAACUACAGACCAAGUUUAACAAUCUACUCGAUGCGCACACGCGCGGAUGGCUGUGCUACUUGGCCGUGGUGCGUUGGCUGUCCUGUCGAUUGGAGCUACUCGGAGCGUUCUAUCUGUCAGCCACGUCCUUUGCGGCGCUGCUCAUGUUUGAUUACGGCAAUGUGUUUCAGCUGGACGCUGGCACGUUUGGCCUGACCAUAACCUAUCAAAUUGCUUUCUAUGGCUACAUCCAGUGGACGGUGAGAAUGUCUGCUGAUGCAGAGGACCUAAUGACGUCAUCCGAGCGCAUUCUGGCGUACAGUGAGCUGGAAGCAGAGCGUGAGCCAGCACUGCCUGUACAGCUACCAGAGAAUUGGCCACAACAUGGCAGAGUAACCGGUGAAGAUGUCAGCUAUUCCUACUCACCGGAUGGUGCAGCUGUACUGAAGGAGCUCAACUUUGAUAUACUACCCGGGGAGAAGAUUGGCAUAGUAGGUCGUACCGGUGCCGGCAAAUCAUCGUUCAUCAACGCAUUGUUUAGGCUUGCUCCUACAAGCGGUAAAGUCAUGAUUGAUGGCGUGGAGUUGGACAAAGUGUUGCUGAGCACUAUGAGACAGAAACUGUCCAUCAUCCCACAGGAUCCAGUGUUGUACAGCGGUACACUAAGAUAUAACCUUGACCCGUUUAGCAGAUAUCACGAUGUCUACCUCUGGAAUGCACUAGAGAUGGUCGAGCUGAAGCAAUACGUCUCCCAGUUGAACAAGGGUUUGGAAGCAGAACUGACAGAGCACGGAUCAAACUUGAGUGUUGGACAGCGUCAGCUGAUCUGCCUGGCCAGGGCUUUGCUGAACCGGAAUAGAAUAUUGAUGAUUGACGAGGCAACGGCAAACGUGGACAGGCAAACUGACUCCAUCAUCCAGCAGACGUUACGUACGCAUUUCAAAGACUGCACCGUCAUCACCAUAGCCCAUCGACUCCACACUAUCAUCGACUCGGACAGGAUCAUGGUGAUUGACAGCGGUCGCAUCAAGGAAUUCGACCGGCCAUUUGCAUUACUGCAGAACAAACGUGGUGCUCUCUCUGAAAUGGUGCAGUCACUGGGGGUCACAGAAGGCGAGCAGCUGCGGCAGACUUGCCAAGCCCUUUGGCAAGGUGACUCUUCCAGCAUAUCAACUCACCAGGCAGCAAAUUGAACUAAAUAUUUUUUUAUACCGGUGUAAACAACUCAAUAAUGUAUUUCUGGUACACCUCCAAUUUUCCUUUUCCUAGGUGUGUCUUUACAGCCGUUAUAAUAAGUUCAUGCAAAGAUUGAAUAUUUGGAUUGGAUUGGAUUGGAUUUUUAUAUGUAAGUGGUGACUAUAACAGACAAUUGCCUAAUAACAAUAGACCCACUCGAGGGAAAGAUGCAAAAAGAUAUGAAUAAUUAAUAUAAUAGACUAUUGGAUAGGUGA